GGCUACUGGCUGCUGUACCUGGACUCCACCAUGGAAAAUAUGAUGGAGGAUUCCUUCAUAUCGACUGUCUUGCCAGGAUGUGGCGGCUCCUCUCAGGUCGUGUUUAACGGGGUGGAAGACUCCUAUGUUCCUGGAGGAGAUGUCACGUGCCGGUACAGCUUCACCCGGCAGUUCAACCCUCACCACAAUGACUGGAUUGGCAUUUUUAAAGUGGGGUGGGAGACAAUUAAGGACUAUUACACAUACAUGUGGGUUCCCGUGCCCAGUCCCGAGGAAUUAACCGCGCAGCAGGAGGUACUAUUCAAAGCUUAUUAUCUGCCCAAGGAUGGUGAGAAUUACCAGUUCUGCUACGUGGAUGAAGAUGGCAAGGUUCGGGGAGCGAGUACCCCUUUCCAAUUCUGUUCAAAAAGUGAGGAAGACAUGCUGGUUGUUACCACUCAGGAAAAGGUGGGAGAGAUGGAGCAGCGCACUGAGGAGCUUCUCCGAGAAAACCAGGAGCUGAAGGAGAACUGCGCCAGCCUCCAUCAGCAGAACAUAGAUGUGCAGGCAGAGCUGCAGAGGGAGCAGGGAAAGGUAGAAGAGAUGGAGCAGCGCACUGAGGAGCUUCUCCGAGAAAACCAGGAGCUGAAGGAGAACUGCGCCAGCCUCCGCCAGCAGAAGUCAGAUGCGAAGGCAGAGCUGGAGAGGGAGCAGGUUUUUAUUAAGCCUAUCACGGUGCCGCAUUGUGACACCGUGUAA
This is a messenger RNA of Microtus oregoni (creeping vole), 738 nucleotides long. Its product is annotated as calcium-binding and coiled-coil domain-containing protein 2-like. Bases 31 to 738 code for a protein of 235 amino acids. Gene Ontology annotation, biological process: xenophagy; positive regulation of autophagosome maturation. Gene Ontology annotation, cellular component: autophagosome; PML body. The record is from RefSeq and is a predicted model, not a curated record. The transcript has 7 exons. NCBI's taxonomy places the organism in Eukaryota, Metazoa, Chordata, Mammalia, Rodentia, Cricetidae.